CCAAAACACAAACAAAAAACCACCCACAGAACUACAGUAUAGAAAGUGGGGGAGGACCACAUCUUUGGGGUCAUUUGCAGUUACCCCAUCUCCAAGGCAUUUUGCAUAAGACCUUUAUCCAAGAAUGGGGUUAGGCUGGAGGUUUUAAGCCAGUUAAAUCUCCCCCAAAUCCUGUCUUGCUUCUACCAUGGGCGUCUAGAAGUAGAGGCUGAAAGCUCCAAGAGGAGCACAUCCGCCUGAUUUUCUACCCCUCGCCACAAUUAGGACUUUUAUGGCCAACUAGGGAACAGAGAAUAAGACUCUACACCUGGGUAGGAGCAGCCCAGGUAAAUGAUGGUAUGGAAAUGGCAGUUAAUGGAGUAGAAGGCUAGAUGCUCAAAGCAGUGGAUCUGAGCGUUAGUUCCUUGACACUUUACAGGAGCAGGUAGGGUGAGUACAGCCCUUGUGAAAAGCUACCCAAAUGACUACUGCUCCAUGCCCUCCUUUGCCUGCUCUCCCCACCCCAGCUUGCAGCGUCUGGAUGGGCCGUGUGCAGGGCGUCUGGCCCCAGGGAGAGGUGGGGUGAGUUGCAGCCCACACCUAUUCAACUAUAAAUAAGGAGCCUCCAGCCAGUGCUGCUUCAGCCUCUCUUCCUCAGCACUGACAAUACCAGAGCCACUAGCACACCUGGACCAUGGACCCUGGGGAUUGCACCUGUAUGUCUGGAGGGAUCUGUAUCUGCGGAGACAACUGCAAAUGUACAACUUGUAACUGUAAAACAUGUCGCAAGAGCUGCUGUCCCUGCUGUCCGCCAGGCUGUGCCAAAUGUGCCCGGGGUUGCAUUUGCAAAGGAAGCUCAGACAAGUGCAGCUGCUGUGCCUGAAACCCGCCCACCGUGCCGGGAGAGAUCCCGGGACAGUGUCUGUACAGUGCAUGUGUCAAGAAGUUGAGAAGAUUGUACAAUAAAUUGUGCUUUUUAUAUAUUUGCCCAAGUAGUGUUGGUGACUUUUGUGUAAAGUGCUUGAAGCAAUAAAACUUUCAUUCAUGGUAGUCCAGUGAGCAUUGUUCCCCUAACUUAGCAAGACCAGGCAGGGCUGGCUGGAGCUGCCCACCUGCUUCUCUUGCCCAGAGCUACUCACCACAGAGUGUGGUUGCUUUGUCUGGGCUUCCUCACUGUGCUCCAAGAUGGCCCCAGGGAGUCUUUAACCAGUGACAGAAGUGGGAGAUAAAUACCCAGAAUCCUCCUCUCAGUGGGACAAUUCAGAGAUUUGCCUCAGAAGUCUCCAGCAGCCCUGAGACAAUCACCCAUGGCAUCUCCUGUUCAUUAACCCACACUUCUUGUUUGCUUGCUCCACAUCCUCAUUCCCUAUCAGUGCUUCCUGGGGUUCUACCAAAAGACCACUUUGUGGACAGCAUCUGCUUUGGGAAAACAAUAGCAGAACAUCUUUGUACAUAGCAGGACUCUGGUAAAAUG
This is a messenger RNA of Perognathus longimembris pacificus (Pacific pocket mouse), 1453 nucleotides long. RefSeq names its product metallothionein-4. The transcript has 4 exons. Lineage: Eukaryota; Metazoa; Chordata; Mammalia; Rodentia; Heteromyidae. The record is from RefSeq and is a predicted model, not a curated record. Gene Ontology annotation, molecular function: metal ion binding. Bases 674 to 862 code for a protein of 62 amino acids.